UGUUAGAAUUAAAAGUUACAUUUUAGAAAUUUAAAUAACUUUUUUAAUCCAAUACAAUUUUUAUGAUGAAAAACAUUUCUUUAUAUCAAUAUAACAGAUUUAUCAGAAAAAAUAAAAAGAUACAUAUUUUUAUUUUGAUAACUCUUUUAAACCAUAUAUCUCCUAAAAUUAACAUACACAUAUAUUAUUUAACAAAUACUACUCAAUUUUAGUAAGAAAUUUUUGGAAUAUUUUAACUAUGUUUUAAAACUAAUUAAAAAAACACAAAUUUUAAAACAAUAGAUUUUAGAGGUGAUGUUGAAAAGACACAAAUAUAAUUUGAUAAUUUAUUUUCAACAAAUGCAAUUUUUAGGAUGAAACAAUACAACCUUUGACAUUAAUUGAGAUUGCUAUUAUACAUAGAUAGAAAAUUUGGUUUCAAAACCUACUAACUUAGUAUUGAAAAAUAGACUUGAUUUAAAUUAAAAAAAUUGGCAAGAACCAAUAAAAAAAUCUGAAUUAGUUAACAUAUAUCGGUUAAAUUUGUUUUCUAUUUGUAAUGGUCUGUUUUACAAUAUUGAACUGCCAAGUCCCUACGUUGGUUUCACCAUUCCAGCAAUAAAUAUAUGAUUAUGGUGUUAAAACGUCAAAUAUGUUAGUUAAUAUGUGGUCAUAUUAAUUAUACAGUUCGUGUAAUUAUAAGUGCUAUAAUAUUAUUUAGAUAUACGAUGGUUUACACUUGGUGUACAAUCAUUUUUCCAUUUAUAUAUUCCCUUGCAUUUUUGUAUUCACAAAGUACAUGCCAAUCACUAAAAACCGUAACCGCAUAUUGCAAGUAGUUAAAAGAUUUGGCAGAUUCCGUCUCUAAUUCAAUAAUGUUGUUAAACUACGUCACAACUUUUAUAGUAAUUAAUUAACUACGAAUUUAAUUGGUUAAGCCGGAAUCAAAAGUCAACCCUAAGCAUCCUCUUCAUUCUUUUAAUAGAUACAAGAGACAACAAUUUUUCUUAUUCGAAUCUUGCUUUCCUUCUAAGGUCUCUCAACAUGUCUGGAGCUAUAACAUGCUCCGCAGCCGAACUCUCCGCUCUGCUCGGCCCCAACGCCACGGCCGCGGCUAACUACAUCUGCGGCCAACUAGGCACCGUCAACAACAAGUUCACCGAUGCAGCCUACGCUAUAGACAACACCUACCUCCUUUUCUCAGCUUAUCUCGUCUUCGCCAUGCAGCUCGGCUUCGCUAUGCUAUGUGCUGGCUCCGUUAGAGCCAAGAAUACAAUGAACAUCAUGCUCACCAAUGUCCUUGACGCUGCAGCCGGAGGAAUCUCUUACUAUCUCUUUGGUUACGCCUUUGCUUUUGGCGAGUCCUCCGGUGGAUUCAUUGGAAUACACAACUUUGGUCUUAAAAACUACCCCACUUCUACCUCGGACUACUCCUUCUUCCUAUACCAAUGGGCGUUUGCAAUCGCAGCCGCUGGGAUUACAAGCGGAUCAAUAGCUGAGAGGACCCAGUUUGUGGCGUACUUGAUAUACUCUUCUUUUUUAACUGGUUUCGUUUACCCGGUCGUGGCGCACUGGUUCUGGUCCCCGGACGGAUGGGCUAGUCCCUUCCUUUCAGAAAACCGCUUGUUUGGUACCGGAGCAAUUGACUUUGCUGGCUCCGGUGUUGUUCACAUGGUUGGUGGUAUUGCUGGAUUAUGGGGUGCCCUUAUUGAAGGUCCUAGAAUCGGCCGGUUCGAGGAAGGGGGCCGCGCUAUUGCUCUGCGCGGCCACUCUGCCUCGCUUGUCGUCUUAGGAACCUUCUUACUGUGGUUCGGUUGGUAUGGUUUCAACCCCGGUUCCUUCACCAAGAUCCUCAUUCCGUACGAGUCUGGUUCCAACUACGGCCAGUGGAGUGGAAUUGGCCGGACAGCAGUUACAACCACUCUCUCCGGAUGUACUGCGGCUCUAACAACGCUCUUCGGCAAACGCUUCUUAUCAGGUCACUGGAUGGUAUCUGACGUUUGCAACGGGUUACUUGGCGGGUUUGCGGCCAUAACCGCAGGCUGCUCUGUGGUAGAGCCAUGGGCAGCGAUUGUCUGCGGAUUCAUUGCUUCCAUCGUCCUUAUCGGAUGCAACAAGCUCGCAGAGCUCUUAAAAUAUGAUGAUCCGCUUGAGGCUGCACAGCUACACGGAGGGUGCGGUGCGUGGGGGUUGAUAUUUGUAGGACUUUUUGCAAAUGAGAGAUAUGUAAACGAGGUAUAUGGAGCCAGCCCGGGAAGGCAUUACGGACUGUUUAUGGGCGGAGGAGGGAAGCUAUUGGGAGCGCAGCUGGUUCAGAUAGUUGUGAUUGUGGGGUGGGUUAGUGCCACAAUGGGAACACUCUUCUUCAUCCUCAAAAGGCUCAACUUGCUAAGGAUCUCGGCGAAUGAUGAGAUGAGAGGAAUGGAUAUAGCACGUCACGGUGGUUUUGCCUAUAUAUACCAUGAUAAUGAUGAUGAGUCCAUUCAGUUUCCGGGAAUGAGCCCUGGAUCUCCUUUACCUCGCCGUUCUGAUCCUCCAGCUCUUUGACUUUCAUGUUUUUUGUAAUUUUAUUCCCGUUAAGAUAUUUGGGGGUUUGCAUUUGAAAUACAAAUUGCUUUGUUUGUAUCUAUUUUGUUUCGAGUGAUCUAUUAUCUAUGUAUGUGUUUAUAUGUUUCUUCUUUCGGUUCCAUUUUCCGAUUUCUAUUAUUAUUUGACUCGUUCAAUGC
Brassica napus (rape) is the source of this 2705-nucleotide messenger RNA. Its product is annotated as putative ammonium transporter 1 member 5. Gene Ontology annotation, molecular function: ammonium channel activity. Gene Ontology annotation, biological process: ammonium homeostasis; ammonium transmembrane transport. The record is from RefSeq and is a predicted model, not a curated record. Bases 1024 to 2526 code for a protein of 500 amino acids. The transcript has a single exon. Lineage: Eukaryota; Viridiplantae; Streptophyta; Magnoliopsida; Brassicales; Brassicaceae. Gene Ontology annotation, cellular component: membrane.